AUGACUAUGGAAUCCCUUUCAGAAGAGGAUUAUUGUCGAGCUAACAAAAUAUGGAACAUCUUUAAUUGUAAAACUUUGGGAGAAUACGCGGACAUAUACCUAAAAUCUGAUGUUCUUUUGUUAGCGGAUGUUUUUGAAAAUUUCAGUUGGGAUGCCAUGUUACACUCUACUGGAGUAGAACUGGAACUGUUAACCGAUAUAGAUUCUGUCCAUUUUUUUAGAAGAGGAAUACGUGGUGGUGUUGCUCAGUGUAGCAAUAGAAAAGCUGUGGCUAACAACAAGUUUAUUCCUAAUUUUGAUCCUCUGAAACCGACAUCAUAUAUUAUGUAUUUAGAUGCCACAAACUUGUACGGUGCAGCAAUGAAACAGCCCUUACCAACUGGAGGAUUUCGAUGGGUCGAGAAAGAUGAGAUUGAAAACUUUAAUGUUUCAGAUAUAAAUGAUGAUGCACAUAAAGGUUAUGUCUUGGAAGUGGACUUGCAAUAUCCAGCACAUCUUCAUGACAUUCAUAAUGAUCUUCCUCUAGGUCCUGAGAGUAUGAUACCACCAAACAGUAAAACAGCUAAACUGAUACCAAAUUUAAAUGAUAAGUACAAGUAUGUAAUUCACUAUCGGAACCUGAAACAGUACUUAAAAUAUGGAUUAAAGCUUAAGAAAAUUCACAGGGUGUUGGAGUUUUCACAGUCAACAUGGUUGGGAUCAUAUAUAGAUUUAAACACUAGACUACGGAAUGCGUCCAAAAAUGAAUUUGAAAAGGAUCUGUUCAAACUGAUGGUGAACUCAAUUUUUGGUAAAACAAUGGAAAACGUUGACAAAAGACAAAAUAUCAAACUAUGUUCAUGCUGGGAAAGUAAAAAAGGUUCUAUUGGCGCACGAGCACUAAUAGCCCUUCCACAUUUUAAAUCUUGCUCAAUAUUUGACGAAAACUUGGUAGCUGUUCAAUUACAAAAGUUGAAAGUCGUAUACGAUAAACCACUUUACGUUGGAUUUUCAAUCUUGGACAUUUCGAAGACAAUAAUAUAUGAUUUCCUGUACGAUUAUAUCAAACCUAUAUAUGGCGACAAAGCAACUGUGCUUUAUACGGACACAGAUUCUCUUAUAUUAGAGCUGUUUACGGAAAAUGUAUAUGAGGAUAUAAGGCAGAACAUUGGAUAUUUCGAUACAUCAAAUUUUCCAAAUCCUAAUAUUCACAAUAUGCCCAUUACAAAAUCGGUAGUUGGAAGGAUGAAGGAUGAAUAUGCAGGAAAACCCAUAGAAAGUUUUUAUGGUACAGGCGCCAAGGCAUACUGCGUAAAAGCAGGUGACGUCACAAAAAAAGCAAAAGGUAUUUCUAAAAGUAUAAUUAAACAUGAGCUGGACUUUACUGACUAUGUACACAUUGUUGAAAACGGUGGGACCAUAUUCCGUAAAAUGCAAAUAUUUACCUCUACGUUGCACACUAUUUACACCGAACUCAAAAAUAAAGUGGCACUUUCGGCAACUGAUGACAAAAGAUAUGUUAAAGCUGACGGUAUUCAUACUUUGGCAUGGGGGCAUGUGGAUGUGACAGCAGAAAAAAAUUUGAAUGCUUUGCUGGAGGCAGCAGAACUGUUGCUUAGUGAGGAUAAACAGGAACAGGAUGAAAAAGAUUGGGAUUUUGAUUUAAGUUUAUUCGACUUGUAA
Anoplophora glabripennis (Asian longhorned beetle) is the source of this 1662-nucleotide messenger RNA. RefSeq lists its product as uncharacterized. NCBI's taxonomy places the organism in Eukaryota, Metazoa, Arthropoda, Insecta, Coleoptera, Cerambycidae. The transcript has a single exon. The record is from RefSeq and is a predicted model, not a curated record. Bases 1 to 1662 code for a protein of 553 amino acids.